AAAUACUUCAAUGUGUGGUGAUACGCGGGUUUGCUGCUCAGGCAGUUGUCAUCCAGGUUCAAACUCUCAGAUUUUCAAUAUUCUUUAAAGUAAUUUGCAUUUCGACAUUAUUUACUAAAAGCACCCCUUUCAUGCAGAAGGGCUAGUUAAUGUAACAUGAUCACCCUCAGAGGAAAACUGAAAAAAGACAGCGAUGUUUCGAAUUCAAAAUCUAGGGAUACCAACAAACGUGUUUCGAUACGAGAUAAGCUGCUAGUCAGAGAGGUUCAGGAAAUGGAACAAACAUUACCCAGUACGUGCCAAAUUGUAUUUGACGAUCCGAACCGAUUGCAUGAGUUCACCCUUGUAGUUGUUCCUGAUGAGGGUUAUUGGGUUGGGGGUCGCUUUCAUUUUGGCAUCUAUGUAACAGAAGACUAUAACAUGGCUCCACCACAAGUCAAGUGCCAAACAAAACUAUGGCAUCCAAAUAUUAGUGAAGAUGGUGAUGUGUGCUUAUCACUUCUGAGACAAAGUAGUAUUGAUGGAUUAGGUUGGGCACCCACUCGUAAACUGAAAGACGUUGUGUGGGGAGUGAAUUCUCUUUUCACGGAUUUGUUAAACUUUGAUGACCCUUUGAACCGAGAAGCUGCAGAGUUAUUCUUAGUUGAUAAAGAGUCUUUCAGGCACAAAGUAAAAGAAUAUGUCACACAAUAUGCUAAGAGAUGAUUUCCAUUUUCUCAAGCGCUAAUUCACAAUGAAAUCUGUCUUUGAUACAUCAUAUUGGUUAUUGUACUGUGUCACAUUUUUAGUGAUGUUGGAUGUAUUUAUUUUUUGAAGGACUUUUGUUUUCUCAUUUAUACUAUUAAAAAAAUGUUAAACACACAUGGGAUGUUUUGUUUUUUAAAUCAUUGCAACAUUUCGAUUGUAUGGCCUCAGAUACUGACAAAACAAGAAAUGCAAGGCCUCACAAAUCUACAACAAAUUUGAUCUUGAGAUAAAAUGAUAAGCAAUGUAACGUGAGAAGAUAACAAUUGUAAAUAAAUAUUUAAUGAUA
Messenger RNA from Diprion similis, 1033 nucleotides. Its product is annotated as NEDD8-conjugating enzyme UBE2F-like. The transcript has 5 exons. Lineage: Eukaryota; Metazoa; Arthropoda; Insecta; Hymenoptera; Diprionidae. The record is from RefSeq and is a predicted model, not a curated record. Bases 157 to 705 code for a protein of 182 amino acids.